Gekko japonicus is the source of this 1518-nucleotide messenger RNA. Its product is annotated as bile acid receptor-like. The record is from RefSeq and is a predicted model, not a curated record. Gene Ontology annotation, molecular function: RNA polymerase II cis-regulatory region sequence-specific DNA binding; zinc ion binding; nuclear receptor activity. Lineage: Eukaryota; Metazoa; Chordata; Lepidosauria; Squamata; Gekkonidae. The coding region runs from base 1 to 1518 and encodes 505 amino acids. Gene Ontology annotation, biological process: bile acid signaling pathway; negative regulation of transcription by RNA polymerase II; lipid metabolic process. The transcript is spliced from 10 exons.
AUGAAGCAGUGGGAGCUGGAGCAGAGCAUGGCAAACACCUUUGUGACAGUACCUGAUGGGUACUGUCUUAGUGAGCCAAUUCAGUAUUAUGAUGUUUUACCGGAACACAUCAGUUAUCCAUUGCAAGACCUUGACUUCCAGACCGCUCCUUAUUGCCAAUAUUCAACCGUUCAGUUUCCUCCAGUGCUACAAACACCAUCUCCCCAGUCUCAGUACAGUGCAUACAACUUGGACUCUCAAUACAACGAUGGGCAAUACAUCAUCAGCAACUGUGAACUCACCAAGCCCACCUGCAUGGGCAGCCAUAAUGAUGAGAGUGGAUAUCCUGGACAGAAAAGACCCAGGCUUAGUCACUGCUCCUUGAGAAUAAAGGGACAGGAAGAGCUCUGCGUGGUAUGUGGAGACAAAGCUUCAGGAUAUCAUUAUAAUGCACUCACCUGUGAAGGCUGCAAAGGAUUUUUUCGACGCAGCAUCACCAAAAAUGCAAUCUACAGAUGCAAGAAUGGCGGUCACUGUGAAAUGGAUAUGUAUAUGAGGAGGAAAUGUCAGGAGUGUCGCCUCAAGAAGUGCAAAGCUGUGGGAAUGCUUGCUGAAUGUCUAUUGACAGAAGUCCAGUGUAAAUCAAAGCGACUCAGAAAGAAGAGCAGUUUCCUUUGUAACGUCAAAGUGGAAGAUGAGGGAGUGGACAACAAACAUGUAUCCUCUACAACCAAACCUUUAAAAGUCCAGGAAAAGAUAGAAUUUACUUCUGGGGAACAUCAGCUCAUUGAUCAUAUUGUUGCUGCUCAUCAAAAAUGCACAAUUCCCCUGGAAGAAGCAAAGAAGUUUCUACAGGAAACUACCAAUCCUGAAGAGAACUUUCUACGACUUUCAGAAUCAGCUGUGGUUCAUGUGCAGGUACUAGUGGAUUUUACAAAAAGACUCCCAGGGUUUGAAAACUUAGCCAGUGAUGACCAGAUUGCAUUGCUGAAAGGCUCCACAAUUGAAACAAUGUUUUUACGUUCUGCCCAGAUAUACAAUGAGCAAGCUAUUGAAUGCCAGUCAUCAUUCAGUGAAAGCCAUGUAAAAUUUUCUCACCAUCCUGUGUGUGGUCAAGAUAAAAAUACUAUUUACUCCAUAGAAAUGCCUCAUACGGAAGAAAGUCCAACAUCAACUACUACAACAGGUAUCACUGAAGAAUUUAUUACCGCACUAUUUUACUUUUACAGAAGCAUGGGAGAACUUAAUGUGACUGAGACAGAGUAUGCUCUGCUUGUUGCAACCACUGUAUUUUUUUCAGAUCGUCCACUCCUAAAAAGCAAACAACAUGUGGAGAAACUCCAGGAACCAUUUUUAGGAAUUCUGUACAAGUAUUCAAAAAUUUAUCACCCUGAAGAACCGCAACAUUUUGCACGUCUCAUUGGACGGCUCACUGAACUCAGAACCCUCAAUCACAACCACUCAGAAGUGCUAGUAACUUGGAGAACAAGGGAUCCUAAGCUAAACUCUUUACUUUGUGAAAUUUGGGACUUGCAUUAA